AUGUUCAACACCACAGUGAACUUGAGCGGUGCGGUCGGCCUCCCCCUGUGGUACCAGUACCAAAUGUGCGCCGUGGCCCCGUACGGCUUUGUCUUCUACUACGGCGUCAAGGUGUUCAACCUGGUGGUGGGCACUCCCUGCAACGGCCUUGUCAUUUGGCAGAUCGCCUCCAAGAAGAGCGACUCGUGCACCUCGGACGUGUUCAUCCUCAACUUGGCCGUACUGGACGUGUAUUUCUGCCUCAUGACGCCCGCCGAGCUGCUCAACACCCUGCUGCUGGACGACACGCGCAUCUGGUACCUGCAGAGGUUCUCGUAUGGCGUCAAGGACGCGGGGGUGCUCUUCUUGGUGUGUGUCUGUGUGGACCGCCACAUGGCCGUGGUUCACCCCGUGCUGUUCGCUAGCAUCCGGAACAACAAAAUCCGCACGGGCGUUUCGAUGGCCGCGUGGGCCGCGAUCACGGCGUACGCCCUGGCUAAGUGCGUCUUGGGCUCCGUGAGCGUUAACGGCGUGUUCAGCGCCAUGGUGCUCGUCGCCCUGGCCGUCAUGGUGCUGUGCAACGUCUCCGUCAUCUGGGUGCUGCGGCGCUCCGUGGCCGGCCAGGAGGCCAUGCACCCGGCCAAGAAGAAGGCCCUCAAAACGGUGCUCGUCGUCCUGGCCAUCAUCGUGGUCAACUACCUGCCGCCCGUGCUCAUGCCCUUUGCGCCUUACUACACCCUGAUGGAGUUCCGCUGCCAGAUCAGAAUCAGCGUGUACGCCAUCAUGGACCUGAGCUGCAGCGUGGAGCCGCUGCUCUACGUCACCAAGAUGGAGUGCAUGGGAGGGUGGGGCUGCCGGUGCUGCGUUGCCAGGACGCUACGCCGCGUCGAAGUCUGACGCUGCUUCCUGCUUCUUCUAUACCCUUUCCCCGUUUGGGCUCUAUGCUGGCUUGUGUCCACCUUGUUUCUUUCUUAUUUUUUCUUGGUUUUUUAAAAUC
This is a messenger RNA of Phyllopteryx taeniolatus (common seadragon), 976 nucleotides long. Its product is annotated as P2Y purinoceptor 1-like. The record is from RefSeq and is a predicted model, not a curated record. Bases 1 to 876 code for a protein of 291 amino acids. Gene Ontology annotation, cellular component: membrane. Gene Ontology annotation, biological process: positive regulation of Rho protein signal transduction; phospholipase C-activating G protein-coupled receptor signaling pathway. Gene Ontology annotation, molecular function: G protein-coupled receptor activity. NCBI's taxonomy places the organism in Eukaryota, Metazoa, Chordata, Actinopteri, Syngnathiformes, Syngnathidae. The transcript is spliced from 2 exons.